CACGCCCUGUCGCACGCGCCCACGCCUUUCGGGUGACAACUUUGACAGACGUCCCGCACAUAGCUUUCAAUUCGCUUUCAGCGCCCUAGCCUCCCAUACAUCACAGCAUCAGCAGCGCUUCAAGCUCCAAGCUCCACGCUCCACGCUCCCCACCACCACGACCCCACACCCCCUCGCCCUUCCGCCCGCAUGCCACCUCCCUCCCUCCUCCGACUCUGCACCCGCCUCCCAACAUCCGUAGCUACACCACGCCGACCUCUCACCUGCACGCGCUUCGCACCACGACCGACAAACACACGUCCCCGCUUUGGGCUCAGCAGGACAAUGGCAUCUUCCGCUGCGCCGCUGCAGGAGUGGCUCGUCAUUGCGCCGGACUUUGAGGGCGCGCUCGAGAAGCGGCUUGCCGUCCGCGGGGAGCAUCUUGCCGGGUUGAAGAAGGAUGAUGAGAGUUUCUGGCUGUGGGGUGGCGCGAUGCUAGAAGAGCCGAUCACAGAGGGCCAGGCACCGAAGAUGAAGGGGUCUGCGAUGCUGAUUGGGGCGAGCUCGCGGGAGGAGGUUGUGGAGAGGCUUAAGAAGGAUGUUUACGUCAAGGGGGAGGUGUGGGAUUGGAGUAAAGUGCAGAUUAUUCCGUUCAAGAGCGCGUUGAGGAAGGCCUUGUAGGCUGAGAGAAGGAGGUGCGUUGCAUUGCAUAGAGGACGAAUUUCGCCUUUUUCGAAGAGGUUCAAUAACGGAACGAAUAAUGUUACUGUCUGAAUUAAGUUGUGCUCAAGCUAAAUAACAUGCCAACAUCGUAAAUCAAUCA
Paraphaeosphaeria sporulosa is the source of this 802-nucleotide messenger RNA. RefSeq lists its product as uncharacterized. Bases 190 to 660 code for a protein of 156 amino acids. The transcript has 3 exons. The record is from RefSeq and is a predicted model, not a curated record. Lineage: Eukaryota; Fungi; Ascomycota; Dothideomycetes; Pleosporales; Didymosphaeriaceae.